CAGUGAGCCACCUUCACUGAAAAACGUGAACCACCAAGCGGAAAACGGACGGCCCAAAUGACUCUACCCCCAUCUUACGCAAUCGAAGACGAUACCCCACAUAGGCCGCGCUUGAAGGGAGGGAAUAUACCUCAAAAACUUCGAAAUCGAAAACCAUGGCUGCUUCGGGGCCUCUCCCGCUCUCCCCAUCCCUCGGCUCUUGUUACUCUUCACAUCAAUACCAGAAAUCUGCGAUUUUCCCACUCUCCUUUCAUCGCCGGAACCUUAUCCUUACCUCGAGUUUUUGUCGGCAUCGCAGAAUCGUCCCCUGCGUCCAUCGACCCCCGCAGCGGAGCUGCUAUGGUCGAAGAACUGUCCGUGCGGCCUAUGUCUCUGCUCCGGCCUCCGAACACGCCGCCGGCGAGGACAACGGCACCGGCCGCUCCGGGGAAACCAUUUCCGCGGCGCCGAUCUCGUCCUCCCUGCCGGUGAGCUGGGGCGUCAUCUGGCCUCUCCUGUCACAGCAGAAGCUGAGGAUUGUCCUGUCGUUGGCUUCACUCGUUGGCUGCACCACAUGUACUCUGGCGAUGCCCCUCUUUUCUGGAAAGUUCUAUGAAGUGCUCAUAGGGCGAGGAACAGGGACCUUUUGGAAUCUUGUCUCUAGAAUUGCUACUUUGUAUAUUUUGGAACCAAUUUUUACUGUUGUAUUUGUUAUAAACAUGACAAUUAUGUGGGAAAAGGUGAUGGCAAGCCUUCGGGGUCAAAUCUUUAAAAGGAUGCUGAUCCAAAAGGUGGAGUUUUUCGACCAGUAUAAGGUUGGUGAAUUGACAGGGUUGUUGACAUCUGACUUGGGUUCUCUAAAAGAAGUUGUUAGUGAAAACAUAUCAAGGGAUCGAGGCCUUCGGGCAUUCUCUGAGAUUUUUGGUACAAUAUGUAUACUAUUCUCACUGUCAACAGAGCUUGCUCCUGUCCUAGGGCUGCUGAUGAUGUCUGUGUCUAUUAUAGUAGCUAUAUUUAAGAGGUCAACCCUGCCCGUCUUCCAAUCCCAUGGAAUGAUUGAAGCAAGUAUUUCUGGCUGUGCAACUGAAACGUUUUCAGCAAUCCGUACUGUCAGGUCGUUUGUUGGUGAGAGAAGGCAAAUGUCGAUGUUUGGAAACUUGUUACUUGCUUACGAGAAUAGUGGCUUAAAACUUGGCGCUUUGAAGUCAGCAAAUGAAUCAUUAACUCGGAUGGUAGUUUAUAUUUCCCUUAUGGCGCUUUAUUGUCUUGGUGGAAGCAAAGUAAAAACGGGUGAGUUGUCUGUUGGUACCAUGACAUCCUUCAUUGGCUACACAUUUACGUUAACAUUUGCUGUUCAAGGGGCUGUUAACACAUUAGGUCAUCUUCGUGGAACCUUCGCUGCCAUUGAGCGGAUUAAUUCUGUUCUAUCUACGGCAGAAGUUGAUGAGCCGCUGGCUUAUGGUUUAGAGAAGGAACUUAAAUUAGAAUAUCUGAAAGAUGACAGGCCUUGGUUUAUUUAUAAAGAUGACUAUUCUUCUAAAAUCAAUGCCCAAAAUAAACAUUAUAUGUAUGAUCUGAGAUCAGUUACUAACGGGUGCAGUCUAGCUUGGUCUGGUGACAUUUGUCUUGAAGAUGUAUAUUUUUCUUAUCCUUUGCGAGCGGAUGUGGAAGUUCUGAAUGGCCUAAAUCUCAAAAUAAAAUGUGGAGAAGUAACAGCUCUUGUUGGCCCUAGUGGAUCUGGGAAAAGUACUAUUGUACAACUUUUGGCUCGUUUUUAUGAGCCAACCAAAGGUCGAAUAACAGUGGCAGGGGAAGAUGUUCGGACAUUUGAUAAAAGGGAAUGGGCUCGAGCUGUAUCGGUUGUCAAUCAGGAACCAGUGCUUUUCACUGUAUCGGUUGGAGAAAACAUUGCUUAUGGACUCCCUGACAAGGACGUCUCGAAAGAAGACAUAGUAAAGGCAGCCAAAGCUGCCAAUGCUCAUGAUUUCAUAAUUUCUCUCCCACAGGGCUAUGAUACACAAGUUGGUGAGCGUGGAGGCCUCCUUAGUGGUGGGCAGAGGCAGAGAAUAGCCAUAGCCCGUUCCCUUCUAAAAAAUGCUCCUAUUUUGAUACUGGAUGAGGCAACCAGUGCUCUUGAUGCAGUAAGCGAGCGACUGGUUCAGCAGGCUCUUGAUCACUUAAUGAAGGGAAGGACUUCAUUGGUGAUUGCUCAUAGAUUAAGCACCGUUCAAAAUGCUCACCAAAUUGCUGUUUGUUCGGAAGGUAAGAUUGCAGAGUUAGGCACCCACUCUGAGCUGGUGACUAAGGGGGGUGGCUAUGCAUCAUUAGUUGGUGCCCAAAGGCUUGCAUUUGAGUAAUUCUUCUCUCCCCUUUGUUCUUCUUCGUUUUAAAUAAAUAAAUUUAUUAUUAUUAUUAUUUUUUGUGGUGUGGGUCCCUCAUGCAUAGUGGAAAUGGCAUUUGAGCAGGGAUUUUUUUUUUUUUUAACUUGUACAGUAUAAAUAUGUAUAUUUCACGUUGGCCAAAAAAAGAAUCCAUGAGGUAUUGCACCA
Dendrobium catenatum is the source of this 2528-nucleotide messenger RNA. RefSeq names its product ABC transporter B family member 28. Gene Ontology annotation, cellular component: membrane. Gene Ontology annotation, biological process: transmembrane transport. The transcript is spliced from 16 exons. The coding region runs from base 156 to 2336 and encodes 726 amino acids. Lineage: Eukaryota; Viridiplantae; Streptophyta; Magnoliopsida; Asparagales; Orchidaceae. The record is from RefSeq and is a predicted model, not a curated record. Gene Ontology annotation, molecular function: ATP binding; ATP hydrolysis activity; ABC-type oligopeptide transporter activity.